AUGGCCGCACACACACACACACACACACACACGCACACACACCAUGUUUCAGUCGUGGAGGGCGACAGUCUCUCGUCCUUCGCCCUUGACCUACGGAGUAACCUUGGCUGCGGGGCCCCCGAGGAGGUGUGCUGCACCGAUGUGGAUGUCAGCGCCCCGCCCCCCGCCGUGCCGCACGUCACUCCCCUCUGCGGCGAGAGGAACACCCUGGGGGUCGGCAACACCUUCGUUGGCUUCGAGGACCAACAGACCCAGUUCGGAGAGUUCCCGUGGACGGCCCUCGUAUUCUCUACACAGGCCAUUGAGUCGCUUGAAGUUUUUAUAUUCACAGCGGGCGGGUCAUUGAUACACCCACAGGCCGUGCUGACCGUGGCCCACGCUGUGCUGGGAUUCUCCGCCCAGCAACUGAGGGUUCGCCUCGGGGAGUGGAACUUGGACACUGAGAUAGAAGUAGUUCCUUACCAGGAAUUCAAGGUGGAGCGAAUUGUGAUCCACCCGCAGUAUCACAAUGUGUACCAACACUAUGACGUGGCGCUGCUGCUGCUGGACCGACCAGCGGUGCUCGGCGCCACCGUUAACACCAUCUGCUUUCCGCCCUCUCAUCUGGACUACGCAGGCGAUGAGUGUGUCGUGUCAGGCUGGGGCACGAAGGACUUCGAUGACAAAAGCAAUUUCCAGAAGGUGAUGAAGAAGGUGUCGCUGCCCGUGGUGGACCACGCCCAGUGCCAGGCCGCCCUGCAGGGCACGCGGCUGGGGCUUCGCUUCACCCUGCACGACAGCUUCCUCUGCGCCGGGGGGCAGAAGGAGGGUCAGGACGCCUGCACGGGGGACGGCGGCUCCCCCCUGGCGUGUCGCCUGCAGAGUGACGCCCGACGCUACGUGCAGGUGGGCGUGGUGGCGUGGGGCGUCGGGUGUGGGACCCUCGGCGUGCCGGGGGUGUACGCAGACGUGCUGAAGGCGCGGCCCUGGAUCGACCAGGUUAUCAGUGAGACGUUUGUCGACGGCUGAGUUCUUGUGCAGAGCGAGAGGUUAUUUCAGCUACGCGAAAUUUUCUUUUCUGUACAUUUUACUAAUAACUAGCAUGAAGGAGCUCAACAUCUAUCUGAAUCUUCUUAAAUUGGUAUCCAUCACAAACAUAUUUGGCCAAUAAUUCAGAGAAAGUGUAAUUCAAACUAAUUUUGUUGGAAAACUUUCAAACACUUGUAUUGAAAUUUCGCAACUCUCAUGCCUUGAAAGCUAAAAAGGAUGAGGGAUGCUACUGCUGAAUUUCAUUACUGAACUGCCGCGUGAAGUUUGUUUUAAAUAUGAAUAAAACUCAGUAGGCUGUAAACUCACUAUAAUAUAGAAGUGAUUGUAACAGGAGCGCAAAACUAUUCUUAAUUAUUGUUUUACUUAACAUUUUUUAUGCCCGCCCUUGGUAAUGCUGUGCACCUCGGUCCCAUGUUACAAAAUGGAUGCAAGCUCAUGAAUCUGGGCAUAGACGAUUGGGGAAAAUUAUUCGUAUAUAGUCAAAGGAGGUUGCCGUACCUAACGAUGUUUAAAUAUUUAAUCAGUCUGCAUUUUCUAGAAAGGCCAAGGCUGCGAGGCGACUUGAUGGAAGUAUUUAUAGGGCUCAAGGGGAUCAAUUAACGAAGGCCGUGUUGAUAAAGUGUUGAAUGAUUGCUAGUUAAAUGAAUAUAGGUUUAAGCAGUAAACAGGGACUUUUACGGGUAAAUAAAACAAAUAUCAUUACUAGCAGGAAUGGGUGAAAGUUAGAUCUAUUCAGGUUUAAACCGGGAGGCAGACGCUUUCACGGUUACUGUACAGUCGCGAUAUGAAGUGAUGUCGCCGUGUUCGUUUAUUUUCGAUCACGCAAGUAUCGUUAUAUAUUUUCAAGAGUACCAAUAUUUUCCUGUAUCUCCAUCAUAACUUAAAUAAAUAUAUUUUACAAGCU
This is a messenger RNA of Eriocheir sinensis (Chinese mitten crab), 1933 nucleotides long. Its product is annotated as phenoloxidase-activating factor 2-like. The coding region runs from base 1 to 1008 and encodes 335 amino acids. Gene Ontology annotation, molecular function: serine-type endopeptidase activity. Gene Ontology annotation, biological process: proteolysis. The transcript is spliced from 6 exons. NCBI's taxonomy places the organism in Eukaryota, Metazoa, Arthropoda, Malacostraca, Decapoda, Varunidae. The record is from RefSeq and is a predicted model, not a curated record.